Messenger RNA from Phragmites australis (common reed), 567 nucleotides. RefSeq lists its product as uncharacterized. Lineage: Eukaryota; Viridiplantae; Streptophyta; Magnoliopsida; Poales; Poaceae. The record is from RefSeq and is a predicted model, not a curated record. The transcript is spliced from 2 exons. The coding region runs from base 1 to 567 and encodes 188 amino acids.
AUGGUGCUCACCCCGGGCGUCACCACAUAUGCCAUGUGGUCUGUGGUCGAGGGGCUGUUUCACGACAACAAGCCGUCACGUGCCCUCACCCUAGAAGCAAAUUUUCACAACACGGUGCAAGGCGACAUGUCCGUGCUCGUCUACUCUCAACGCCUCAAGUCUUUGGCGGACGCACUUAGUGACGUUGGGCAAGUUGUCUCCCCUGACACGCUCGUCAUCACGCUGCUCCAUGGCCGAUCUUUGGGUAUGUGCACCAACAUCGGCCGUAGCCUCAUCACUCCCACCGGUGGCAAGGCUACCACACCCUCCUCCGGCUCCAGCGUGGGGGGCUCCUCCUCCGGCAACUCCUCCUGGCGCCACAAGAAUAACAAGUUCAAGGGCAAAUCUCCUGGUAGUUCCAGUAACUCUGCCAACAACACCAACGUGUUGUUCGGCCGUAGCUUCCCUUGCUACAACCCCUGGACCGACACAUUCCAGCUUUGGCUCGUGCCAGUCGGUGCCACCCAAACUCCAACUGGAGGCCUCGGCACUUUUGGUCAUGCACCGUUACAGGCCCUCCUCGCGUAA